AUGCGGACGGUGUGCCUCCACAAGAGUCAGUGGGGAAAAACUUUGGCGUGCAGCUGCAGCAUUGUGCUGGCGUGGCUGCUGUCUUUCAGGUUGUCGCCCACACUGCAGCUUUGUGCGACAUCUAGAGCCGGAGCAGGCAUUGAGCCUCGGACCAUUGAGUUGCGUCGUGGUCUUCGGAUUCCACGGCUGGGAUUUGGCACCGGCAGGCCAGGAGGCUCGAGAGACCCAGGGGUCACAUUGGAGCAGGGUCGAAAGAGACUGGUGGAAGCGCUCAACGUGGCUAUCCAUGCAGGCUAUCGGUUGGUUGACACCAGCCUAUCCUCAGGCAUGGAGUCAACCAUCAUAGAAGGAAUUCGGAAGUCUGGUGUGCAGCCGAGCGAAGUUGUCAUUGCCACGAAGCUGCUUCAGCACGCACAUUCUUCUCCCACCGCUGUGCGCUCUUCUUUGGAAGAUUCCUUGCGCAACCUGAAGUCCGAGUGCAUAGACCUGUACCUGUUGCAGAGCCCCAGAGGCGGCAUGAUCAGCAAGGUUUGGACCCAGCUGCUGGCUCUCCGAGAUGCAGGUUUGAUCCGUGCUGUGGGCGUGUCGAACUUCGGCAUUCAGCAGCUGGAGGGCAUGCGAAUGUCUGGCCUGGAGCUCCCGGAAGUGAACCAAGUGGAAGUCCACUGUUGGAGGCAGAUGCAAGACCUGACGGCGUACCACCGGAAUCACCGAAUCGCCACCAUGGGGAUGGCACCGCUGGCCCGAGGGGAAAUGUUCAACAAAACUGAUGUGGCAAACAUCGCGUGUGAAGUUGGACGCAGUGAAGCAUCUAUCGCAGUGCGAUGGAGCAUGCAGAUGGGUUUUAUCCCGCUCCCAAGGUCUGUGCGACCGGACCGAAUCCGCGAAAACUCAGCAGCAGGCUUCACACUCACAGAGUGUCAAAUGGAAAGGAUAGCCAGGGUGGACUCGAACUACACCUCAUGCACGAAGGCGUCUCCGUGCUCGAGGCUUCCAUGGGCCGCAGUUGCUGAGCAAAUUCCGGAUAAGGCGAUGUGGGACGAAAGCAAGCAGCGUAAGGCCGAAGCAGCUAAUUUCCGGCAAGAGCGAAGAAAGGAACGAGCUCGGAAGGCCAUGCUGAAGAUGCAGCGCCAGCUCGCGGCACAGGCCUUGCACUCGGGCAACGGUCUUUCAGCUUCGUGUCCCAUCUUUUGUGGUGCCAAGCUGGUGCAGUUUCUCGGCGGAAGUUGCAGCUGGCAGGAGGUCAAGGACAAAGCUGUUGGAAUGCACACCGCAGCUCACAACAAGGGUGGCAACAUCGCUAAAUUUCUUUUGGGCCCUGACUGCCAGCAGCACUUCCUCGAUGAGGCUUCCCUCCUGGAGCACAUCGCAGCAAUUCAUGGGCGUGCUCUUUCAGUCUCGGGGGGCAGGUUUGGUGGACAGUCUGACCAGCUUGAUCUGCUUCACUCGUGCUCUCCACAGAAGCACCCACGAUGUGACGAAAUCCUGGAGCACCUUCAGCUGGUAUCACUAGGAUCCUUUUGUGGGAUGAAGCUCUCGAUUCAGCGGCUUGGCCUGGGAACUGCACACCUUCCUUUUGAUUGGAUUCGAAGCACACAAGCGGGAGUCGAGCAUUUUCUUCAGACUGGCUUUAGCGACUUCUUCUGCGUGGCCAGGAAGCUGGAAAUCGAGUCUGCUGCGUUGACGGUGCAUCGCGGAGAGCAUCAUUCCUUUUGGCACGAUGACGUCGGCCAAGCUGCUGUGAGAGACAAGCUGCGCCGGCGCGUUGUACGAUUCCUGGAGUUGGCAAGUGGCUUUCGCAAUCAGUCACGGGACUUCCUCUUCCUCCGCAGCUGCGCAUGCACCUCCGAGCUUCGUCAUGCCGAGGAUCUCUAUGCCGCUCUAGCCCAGUGCUUCAAACCUGGACAAGGGAACAGUCCGCGGGUGCUGCUGGCGAUCAUCGUUGAUGGCCAGGCACAGCGCCAGGGUCCCAUUCGUCAUGCUUCACUGCCAGGCCUUGUUUUCUUCACACAGGAGCAGCUGAGUGAAGAAGAAACAGCAGAUAGUCAGGCAUACUGUUGGGCAAUUGGUGCGGCCUGUGACGCAGCACUCCUGGAGUGUGCGCAAGGAUUUUCCGUUCAGCCGGGGCAGAGAGUGGUCCAGAGCGGCACGGAGCUGGCCAAUGGUGGACACUGCGGAGGCGAAUGGUAUCCGCCUCUGCAGUUCUGCGAUGCAGGCCUGCAUUCAGGUUAUGGAGUAAGCUGUUUCGAAGCACCCGGAGCAGCACACCUGAACCUGGAUGCUGAUGUGGGCCGUGACGUGGACGACCCG
This is a messenger RNA of Symbiodinium sp. CCMP2592, 2310 nucleotides long. Lineage: Eukaryota; Dinophyceae; Suessiales; Symbiodiniaceae. The record is from the annotation of a GenBank genome assembly.